This is a messenger RNA of Gigantopelta aegis, 2756 nucleotides long. RefSeq names its product beta-1,4-mannosyltransferase egh-like. Gene Ontology annotation, molecular function: beta-1,4-mannosyltransferase activity. The coding region runs from base 584 to 1948 and encodes 454 amino acids. Lineage: Eukaryota; Metazoa; Mollusca; Gastropoda; Neomphalida; Peltospiridae. The record is from RefSeq and is a predicted model, not a curated record. Gene Ontology annotation, cellular component: cytoplasm. The transcript is spliced from 4 exons.
AUGUCAGUGUAUUGUUUGUGUGUUGCGCGUGUUCUCACUGGCAGAGUGAGAGAGAGAGAAGCAGGAACUUUGAAAGGCUAGGAGUCUGAGAACCGUUGACGAUGUUUUCCUGACAGUUAAUUUGAAUUCUGCACACCGCACUGUUGAAUACGGAGUUAUAUUGUACAGCCGGUGAGUGUAUUUAUUAGCUCGGCAGACAGGAAGCGUGUGACACUGAUGAAACAUUCGAUUUAGCUGAAUCGAGUCGAGUGGUGUGUGUGGCCAGUUGCAGCAGUGGAUGAUUGACCAGCGCGCGGUCCGCGUGGUGACUGUGCAUGCAGCUUCGAUAGUGGUCAAGCCAGCCCUGCUGGGAUGUGUGUGAAGGAGUGUUGUGUCACGGGUUGAUUGGAAUGCAUCAGUCUGCUGGUGGAAGAUUACAGAGUUGACACUGUAAGUGAGUACGGAGGGCGAGCUGUCAUUGUGAAGGGACCCAUUGAGUCAUGACGGUGCAACCUCUCGGCCGCCCAGUCUGAGAUAUCGCUCAGUCGGCAUUGAUGCUUGUUCUGCAGGAAAAGCAGGUGAGUGAACCAACAUUUACCACGACAUGAGUCUUCAUCGAUAUACCCAGCACAUUUUGUGUGUGUGUCUCCUGUUUCUCAUCAUCUACGGCUACUACAUCCUGCUAGUGGGUGAUGGAAAUGUGUUUGAUCCCUACGUCAGAUACGGCCGGAUUUUGACAUGGGCCAUGUACAUACCGAGGAUCUGCACAUACUUCGUUGUUACAUUUGCAUUCGGCAACCUUCUCGGGAUCGUCUGUUUCAACACAUUCCCGGAAAGUCCUCGUCUGAAACAGUCUCCACUUCUGAUUCCGUUCGUCUGCUUCCGCGUGGUGACCCGAGGCCUGUUCCCAGAGCUCGUCAAGGACAACAUCGACCGGAAUAUCGGGCUCUGCGAGACGGUGGGCCUCCAGAACUUCAUGUUCGAGGUUGUCACCGACAUGCCCAUCAAUCUGGCAAAGAACCGAUGUGUUCGCGAGAUCGUCGUCCCACACAACUACAGCACCAGUCAGGGCUCUUUGUACAAAGCCCGAGCACUCCAGUACUGUUUGGAACCAGAGAUCAACUGUCUCAGCGACAAUGAUUGGAUUGUGCAUCUGGACGAGGAGACGGUUCUGACGGAAGACUCCAUCAUAGGAAUCGUCAACUUCAUCGCAGAGGGGAAGCACCACUUCGGUCAGGGUUCCAUCGUAUACACCAAGGACAAGAUCGUCAACUGGAUCACCACUCUCAUCGACAGCGUCCGUGUCGGGGUUGAUUACGGAGUUCUGAGGUUCUGUCUGAAGGCACUCAACAGACCUUUCUUCAGCUGGAAAGGUUCGUUCAUUGUCGCCAAUGCUGCUGCCGAGAUGGAUGUCUCGUUUGACCACGGACCAGAGUCGUCGGUGGCAGAAGAUUCCUUCUUCGCAAUGAUGGCAACCACAAAGGGAUACACUUUUGGAUUCGUGGACGGAGAGAUGUGGGAACGCAGCACAUUUACGAUGAUGGACUUCCUCCGACAAAGGCGGCGUUGGCUCUUGGGUAUUAUUAUGGCGGCUCUCAGCUCAAAAAUUCCCAUCCGGCACAAAGUGGGACUAAUACUGAUGAGCAUUUCCGGUUUAACGUUGCCCAUUAUGACUUUUGGUUUAUUUCUGGGUUUCAUUUAUCCAUUACCAUCGUGGGGUGGAAUUCAUCCACUUAUUUGCUCACCAUUGGGUACGUUGUUGUUCCUGUAUAUUUUCGGUACUAUAAAAUCAUUUAGUUUAAAAAGAAUAGGAUAUCUUAAAUUUGCCUUAAUUAUAAUUUCCACCAUUGGUUGUGCUGUACUUGCUAUAAUUUUAGAGAGCAUCGCAGCUUUUUGGGCGUGGUUUUCACAUGGACAAAUUGCAUUUCAUAUAGUUAAAAAAGACACUCCACGCAAAACUAUAGUUUAGUCCAUAUAUUUGUGUUUCACAGUUACAAAGUGAAAAGGCAAGAUAUACCAGUACAUUAGGUAUUACAUGUAGUUUUCUGGUGGCAGCGACAACUUUGCUAACUUUUGCAUCUAGCUCAGUGUUAAAGUUUCGCGUUUAGCUCCAUUUUCCACAAACUACAAGUUGUAUAUGAAUGAAACUGAGUUUAUAGUUGAAAUUAUAGAUGUUCAUCACAAAGCAUGUGGAUUUUUAAAAAUUGAAAUUAAAAUUUUAAUUGAAUUUUUUUACAUUAAUUUAAAAAAAAUUAAAAAAAUUAUUAUUAUUAUUUUUUUAAUCAUACCAGGUACUUUGAAAUGAACAUCUAUGAAUACAACUGUAAGUGACAUAUAUUAGGUUUAUGGUAGGUGACAUCUUUAAUUCCACUGAAUACUUGUUCCUUGAUAAAACCAUGACAAAUAUGACAUAAACAAUCAAAAUAAACAUAUAUGUAUUCACAAAGUUUGGCUUAUAGUGUACUUAGUUUUUAAAACAAAAGUUCUGAGAAAAAUGCAGUGAUGAUAUAGAAAAAAACCCAGUAUUUUUUAAAUGUCUAAACGUACAUGUACAUGUAUAUGUACUUACAUACUAAUGGGUUUUUUCGUUUUAUUAUGAUAUGAUAUUCAAUUGUAAUAUGUUUAAAUCUUUGACUUUGUGAUGUUUCUUGCUUAAUCUGAACUAGCUAUUUAAGUUUAUAUGAUACAAUUACAUGUAUUUAUGUUAUGAAUAUGCUAUAGUGUGUAUUGUAUGUGGUAAAUAUAUAUUGUAAACAUUGAUUAUAAUUUAUAUGUUC